AUGCUUCUCUUUCUUCAUUUUUUUGCAGGCAUCAUGAUAUUUAAGAUGAUACAGUACCUAUUCCUGGCUUUUAUGGUGACAUAUUCAGUGGCUCUCACGGUCCAACAGACAUACAUAGUACACAUGGACAAGACAAAAAUUAGAGCCUCAAUUCACUCUCAAGACAGCACAAAACCAUGGUAUGAAUCAGUUUUUGAUUUCAUUUCUGAAGCUUCAACAGAAGAAGAAGAAGAAGAAGAAGAGAUUUUAGCCCCUCAGCUCCUUUAUGUCUAUGAAACCAGCAUGUUUGGUUUUGCUGCCCAGCUUUCAGAUAAACAACUUCAAUACUUGAACCAAGUGGAUGGUUUCCUUUCAGCCAUGCCUGAUGAACUAAUAACCCUUCACACAACAUACACCCCACAUUUUCUUGGCCUAAGGAAUGGAAGAGGACUUUGGGGUGCUCCUAACUUGGCCUCAGAUGUGAUCAUUGGGGUACUUGAUUCAGGGAUAUGGCCUGAACACAUCAGUUUCCAAGACUCAGGUUUGUCCCCAGUACCCCAUCACUGGAAAGGUGUUUGUGAACAAGGCACCAAGUUCUCAGCCUCAAAUUGUAACAAGAAGCUUAUUGGUGCAAGAGCCUAUUUCAAGGGGUAUGAAAAAUCUGCUGGAAAAAUCAAUGAAACAACGGAUUAUCUUUCCCCUAGAGAUUCUCAAGGGCAUGGAACACACACUGCCUCAACUGCAUCUGGUGAUAUGGUAAAAAAUGCCAGCUUUUUUGGCCUGGCUAGAGGCUCUGCAAGUGGAAUGAGGUAUACCUCAAGAAUUGCAGCUUAUAAAGUAUGCUGGCAUUCUGGUUGUGCUAAUUCUGACAUAUUAGCAGCCAUGGACCAAGCAGUUUCUGAUGGGGUUGAUGUAUUGUCACUCUCUUUAGGGAGCAUUCCCAAACCUUAUUAUGGUGAUAGUAUUGCCAUAGCCUCAUUUGGAGCAAUCCAAAAUGGGGUUUUUGUUUCUUGCUCUGCAGGUAAUUCAGGCCCCUUUGAAUCAACAGUUGGAAAUGGUGCACCAUGGAUCAUGACAGUUGCUGCUAGCUACAAUGACAGAAGCUUUCCAACAAAAGUAAAGCUUGGGAAUGCAAAAACUUUUAAAGGGUCAUCUUUAUAUCAAGGCAAGCAAACAAAUCAAUUGCCUCUUGUAUAUGGCAAAUCAGCAGGUACAAAAACAGAAGCACAGUAUUGCACCAAAGGCUCACUUGUUUCAAAGCUUGUGCAUGGGAAAAUAGUGGUUUGUGAAAGAGGAAUAAAUGGUAGAACUGAAAAGGGAGAGGUAGUUAAAAUGGCAGGUGGGGCAGGAAUGAUACUACUUAACUCUGAAAGUCAAGGAGAAGAGCUUUUUGCUGACCCUCACAUUUUGCCUGCAACUUCCUUAGGGUCUUCAGCUGGUAAGGUUAUUAGGAGCUACAUUAACUCAGUAAAAAGACCAACAGCUUCAGUUUCCUUUUUAGGGACAAGUUAUGGUGAUCCUGCACCAGUAAUGGCAGCAUUUUCUUCUAGAGGACCAAGUGCAGUAGGACCAGAUGUGAUUAAACCAGAUGUGACUGCACCUGGUGUGAACAUCUUGGCUGCUUGGCCUCCCAAAACUAGCCCAAGCUCGCUCAUAAGUGACAAAAGAAUUUCACUGUUUAACAUAGUCUCAGGUACCUCAAUGUCUUGCCCUCAUGUUAGUGGCAUAGCAGCACUGCUUAAAUCAGUGCACAAAGAUUGGUCUCCUGCAGCUAUCAAAUCUGCUAUGAUGACCACUUCUUACACAUUGAACAAUAAAGGAGUUCCAAUUUCAGACAUUGGUUCAAAUAACUCAGCCUUUGCUAACCCCUUUGCAUUUGGUUCAGGCCAUGUUAACCCUGAAAGUGCUUCUGAUCCUGGGUUAGUCUAUGAUAUAAGCACCAUAGACUAUUUGAAUUACUUAUGCAGCCUAAACUAUACUUCUUCCCAGAUUUCUUUAUUAUCAAAAGGUAACUUUGUAUGUCCUAAAAAAACUCUUCUUCAAGCUGGUGACUUGAACUACCCUUCAUUUUCUGUUCUAUUUAGCACAAGUGCUCUACAUGCUAGUGUGACAUACACAAGGGUUGUCACAAAUGUUGGAAAAUCACAAAGUGCUUAUGAAGUUAAAGUGGAACAACCAAAUGGAGUUUCAGUAACUGUUGAACCAAGGAAAUUGAAGUUUGAAAAACUGGGUCAGAAAUUGAGCUACAAUGUGACAUUUUCUGCACUUGGAAGAGCAAGAGCUGUGGGUAUCUCAACAUUUGGGUCACUGAUUUGGGUAUCUGACAAAUAUAAGGUUAGAAGUCCUAUAGCAGUAACAUGGCAAUAA
This is a messenger RNA of Gastrolobium bilobum, 2346 nucleotides long. Its product is annotated as subtilisin-like protease SBT1.1. Gene Ontology annotation, molecular function: serine-type endopeptidase activity. Bases 1 to 2346 code for a protein of 781 amino acids. NCBI's taxonomy places the organism in Eukaryota, Viridiplantae, Streptophyta, Magnoliopsida, Fabales, Fabaceae. The transcript has a single exon. The record is from RefSeq and is a predicted model, not a curated record. Gene Ontology annotation, biological process: proteolysis.